AUGGGCUAUAUGGCUCCUGAAUGCUUUUACAUAGGGAAAAUCAGUAAGGAAUCGGAUGUAAAUAGCUUUGGUAUUGUCUUCUUAGAAAUAGCGAAUGGAAAACGAGUCGUGGAUUCAUGGGCAACAGAAGGACAAGUUGGACUCUUGGAUUGGGUUUGGGAGCUCUAUGGAAUUCUAAAGCUGCGUCGACAUGGUUACUCCAUUUAUCCUUUGGCACCUCCACUGGUGGUGAACCAGUAUAAAGUGGGCCCGCGUCUAAUUUGCGACCCUUACUACCCACCAGAGAAACAACCCAGCCAUGCUGAUUCCGCAGAAUCCGUGAGUCUCUCAGGUUACCACGAACCGGUGCACCUUUGGGAUAAGUUGACCCGCAAUGUGGCAGACUUCACCACUCAGUUCGGCUUCGCCUUCGAUUCAGAACAUAACGAGGCAUUUGGCAACGGAUUGAUGUUCUUUCUCUCCCCCAACGGAUCCGACGUCCCGAGCUACUCGGGGGGAUGCAAUCUGACUGUUGUAAGUGGGAUCCGAGACCCUUCUACCACAUUUGUUGCCGUGGAAUUCAACGCUUUCUACAACAGUUCUGGGGACCCCCAGCGUGAACAUGUCAGUGUAGACUUGAAUAACAUCAUCAUGCGCAAUAUGAGUGUCCUCAUGAUUGAUGCCGCGGAUCCAAAAGGGAACGUUGCCGAGCUCUCCUAUUCAGUUAAUUUGACAGAGCAUUUGCCAGAAUGGGUGACGGUCGGUUUCUCGGCGGCCACUGGGUUGAGCUCUGAGUUGCCUACUCUGUACUCAUGGGAAUUUAGCUCUAAUCUACGCGUCACCGAAAAUGUAAACAGCACAAUCAAUUCUUCUCCUGCAGACAGAAACACAGGGGACAAGGUCAGAGCAAAGGGGAGCAAGUCAUGGGUGUGGUCAGUCAUAGGUUUAGCCUCCUUGUUGCUCACUCUAGUUCUAGGCCUUGCCUGGUUUGGUCAUAGGUCAAAGAAAAAGACAAAUAACAAACUUGGAGAGGAGGAUGAUGUCCUGUCAAUUGAUGAAGAAUUUGACCAAGUGACGGGACCAAAGAAGUUCUCGUUUUGGGACUUGUCGCGGCGACUGAUAAUUUUGCACAUGCGCGAUUGCUUGGGAAAGGGCAGUUCGGAAGAGUUUAUGAAGGUUGCUUAA
Messenger RNA from Eucalyptus grandis, 1164 nucleotides. Its product is annotated as L-type lectin-domain containing receptor kinase IX.1-like. The record is from RefSeq and is a predicted model, not a curated record. The transcript has 5 exons. Gene Ontology annotation, cellular component: plasma membrane. Gene Ontology annotation, molecular function: carbohydrate binding. Lineage: Eukaryota; Viridiplantae; Streptophyta; Magnoliopsida; Myrtales; Myrtaceae. Bases 1 to 1164 code for a protein of 387 amino acids.